Phialemonium atrogriseum is the source of this 729-nucleotide messenger RNA. RefSeq lists its product as uncharacterized. The transcript is spliced from 2 exons. Lineage: Eukaryota; Fungi; Ascomycota; Sordariomycetes; Cephalothecales; Cephalothecaceae. The record is from RefSeq and is a predicted model, not a curated record. The coding region runs from base 98 to 631 and encodes 177 amino acids.
CUCAUUUCCGUGUUUCGCGUGUCGACGCGUUCUCUGCGAACACCAUUCUAAACAAAAUUAAUCACUACACGUCGAGAUAUCGCAGAUCGACAAAACUAUGACGCCGUGGGCUAGCGAUACGGAUGUACUCAAGGCCAUCUCCGCCGAAGAUGCGCGCUCCAUCCUGAUCUUCCUCUGCAAUGAUUCCCGGGUCUGUCAGAAGGCAACCUCGUUAGCCGCGAAGUUUCUAUCUGUGUCCGCUCGCAAACGCAAAGCUGAGUACUCGGUCGCCAUUUGCGUUCAGUGCGACGAUGUCUUCGAACCCGACCAUAAUAUCACGAAAGAUUGCCAAUACCACUCCGGCACUCUAGAAGUGGACUAUGAGGGGGAUUUUUGGGCCGACCACGACGAGAACUGUCACGGGAUAAUAGACACAAAGGAGAUGCGUGAGGAAUACCCCGAAGGCUUUCGGUGGACCUGCUGCGACAAGCUUGGCUCGGCACCGGGGUGCAGGCGCAGUCGUCACCGGGCGGAUCCAUACAAAUCAACGAAAGGGUCUGAACUGUCCGAAUCUGAGGAGGAAGUAGUUGAACAGGACGAGGAUGGUAAUUCUGAGGAGGAGGAGGAUGACGACAACGAAGGCGGUGAAUGAAUCCUAGCGGCCACCAUCUCCGAUUAAUUGAAAUGUGUCAUCAACUCGCUAUGUGAUCCAGGCUCUGUUUACAGUAGUAACUGUCACGAUGGCAUUCC